Messenger RNA from Schistocerca gregaria, 1994 nucleotides. RefSeq names its product zinc transporter 7 (gene ZnT86D). Lineage: Eukaryota; Metazoa; Arthropoda; Insecta; Orthoptera; Acrididae. Gene Ontology annotation, biological process: zinc ion transport; intracellular zinc ion homeostasis; transmembrane transport. Gene Ontology annotation, cellular component: Golgi apparatus; membrane. The record is from RefSeq and is a predicted model, not a curated record. Gene Ontology annotation, molecular function: zinc ion transmembrane transporter activity. Bases 352 to 1398 code for a protein of 348 amino acids. The transcript has 3 exons.
AUGCCAAGGCCGAUCAGCCUCAGUGACAUCGAACACGUGGAACAGAGGGCAGAUUAAAUUAACGAAAGUUGUUUAUGUGCCAUGUCAGCAGUUGGUUCCUAGAACGGUUCUAUGUCAGCGUAUAAUAGCAGCGGUAGUGAGGACUGUGGUCGCGACACAUUAUUUGUCGUCAUAAAUCCAGAAGCAAAUAACUCUGUGACAAUGAUUGUGCAAAUGAAAAAAAAUUAACACGGAUUACCGCAGACACUGUCUACAUGUUGUCUCCAUUGGAGUUCAUUGUCAAACAAAGUGCUCAAAAAAUGUAUACAGGAAUGAAGAACCACAUUUGGAAACUUAAGUUACAAGUACAACAUGUUACCUGUAACACACAAGGAUGCUUCCAGAUCUCUGGGAUCCCGACUGAAAGAGAAGGUCAGCGGAUGGGCAAGGCUGAUAUUUUCAGACCGUAACUCAAGAAAUCUUUUUCUCUUUUUAUUGCUAAAUCUUUCAUUUGCAUUCGUGGAAUUAGCUUACGGAAUAUGGACCAACAGUUUAGGUCUCAUAUCGGAUUCGUUUCACAUGUUUUUCGACUGCACAGGCCUUCUAGCAGGUCUUGCUGCUUCAGUAAUUACGAGGUGGCGAGCAAAUGAUAAAUUUUCCUAUGGUUAUGUAAGAGCAGAAGUUUUGGCUGGCUUUGUGAAUGGCUUGUUUUUGCUCUUCAUUGCAUUCUUUAUUAUGUCAGAAGCUGUUGAGAGAGCAAUUGAACCGCCAGAAGUGAAGCAUGAAAGGCUAUUUGUAGUAUCUGUUCUGGGACUUGUUGUCAAUCUGGUUGGGAUUUAUGCAUUCCAGCAUGGUCAUGGGCAUUCUCAUGGAGGCAGUAGUGGCCAUGGACAUUCCCAUGGCAAUCAUGGUCAUAUACAUUCUCAUUCUCAUGGAAGUCAUUCACAUAGUCAUGACCCUGAGUUGAGUGGCAGCAAUUCUCAAAUAAUGAAAGGAGUAUUUUUGCAUAUUUUAGCUGAUACUUUAGGGAGUGUUGGAGUAAUUAUAUCGGCCAUCCUGAUGCAGAUGUUUGGAUGGAUGAUAGCUGAUCCUAUAUGUUCAAUGUUCAUAGCCAUUCUAAUUGCAUUAAGUGUUUUGGCACUGAUAAAGGAUAAUGUGUUAAUAUUAAUGCAGAGACAGCCAGUAGCUUUGGAUCAUGUACUUCCUCAGUGUUAUCAGAAAGUCAGUCAAUUGGCUGGAGUUUACAGUGUGCAAGAACCACAUUUUUGGACGUUGUGCAGUGAUGUUUAUGUAGGUGCUUUGAAACUGGAGGUUUCUAAGGCAGCAGAUCCAAAAUAUAUUGUGAGCCACACACACAUGAUAUUUGCAUCUGUUGGUGUCAGGCAGUUGUAUGUACAAUUGGACUAUGCUUCUAUGUGAUUCAGACAAUAUAAGAAUUGUGUAGGUACCAUGUGGUUGUUUCGUUAAUGGUUGUACUGUUGGUUAUGUUCCAGUUGGAAGGCAGUUGAAGAGCCUUGCAACUGACACAAAUUUUAUUUGUUGACAGUAUUAUUGUUGUGUAGGUAUAUUUUAUUCUUUAAAAAUGAUCCCAUAAUUUAAUGCCUACACUUGCAUUUAAAAUCACUGAUUACCUAUUUGUAUAAACAGAAUGUUUUGUUCUGAUAAUAUUAGUAGAGAUACUCAGUGAAAUUUUUAUAACGAGAGAAUGAAGAAGGCUGAUGAAAAUAGUGCCUCUUGUUGACUAAAUUGAUAACUGUAGCAUUCAACAUAGAUAUUGCAAAAAUACUGUGCUAUUUGUGAACUGUGAUUGAAUCGUCUGUAUUCCACUUGGAGAUACCAUAACUUACACUUUAAAAAUUUGAUAUUAGAUGAUGUAUUUUGCUGUUAAUUGUUAAGCUCGUGAACAAGAUGAGCUUUUAUAAGUUUCUCCUGUCAGUUUGUGCAUUCCAAGUGGAAAAUUGCAGUUGUAUUGCAAGCAAAAAGCUGUGAAAUAAACUGUGCUUGUUGUCAAUUUA